Plasmopara halstedii is the source of this 1128-nucleotide messenger RNA. RefSeq names its product p-type atpase (p-atpase) superfamily. NCBI's taxonomy places the organism in Eukaryota, Oomycota, Peronosporomycetes, Peronosporales, Peronosporaceae. The record is from RefSeq and is a predicted model, not a curated record. The coding region runs from base 1 to 1128 and encodes 375 amino acids. Gene Ontology annotation, molecular function: P-type transmembrane transporter activity. The transcript has 2 exons. Gene Ontology annotation, cellular component: membrane.
AUGAAGAUGCAGCUAAACGACCUUCGUCGCGAGGGUGAGAAGCACGAGUUUGUGUUCAAUCAGUUCGUGCAAUCGUUAGAUUGGCGAUUGUUUGCAAAAGAUGGAGACGAUAAAGAGCUAGUGAAGAAAAAUUUUCUAUUCGACGAUUUGGUUGUAGUAUUUGCUCUAUCGCUCUUGAUGGUGCGAACACCUGCGUCAUCUCAACUCGGUUCGACUUCUGUCGCACAGCCUAAUCAAAGACCACCUAGAACGUUGUUUGCUCUUGACAUCGUGCUGUCUCUGGUUGGACAAGUCGCUAUAUUUCUUGGAUGUAUUUACAUUGCGUUGGCGGCAGCAGAGGCGCGACCGUGGUUUUGCUCGGCAGAAAAGGCGCUAACACUCACACGAGCGGCUUCAGACGGUGGAGAGAAUGAUCCUGACGUCGUGCAAGCGCCUUGCUACGUAUUUAUACCUGGCGAGCCGGCAGAUCUGACCUCAAAUUCGUACGAAAAUAGUGUUUUAUGGCGUUUUGGACACCUCCAAUACUGGAUUGCAGCUGUCACGCUUAAUGUCCGUGACAAGUACCGAGCGCCCGUUCUACGGUCGAAUCGGACAUUUGUGUUUUACACCUUUGUCUUGUUGAUUAUUCUGCUCGUACAGCUUUUAGGGAAUACUGGGAAUCGUGAGGAUGAAAAAUCGACAGCGUCAGCAGCAGUAGCAAAAGCAUUGAAAGCACGUGGCGUGGAUGUGAGUUUAGGAGCGCUGGAGCUGCCUGCAAGUUUUGCAUGGUCUCUGUUUCCACUGUUUCUCUUUGAUGCUGGCUGCGUCUUGUGCUGGGAGGUCGUGGUCGUUGGAAUGGUAUUACCUCGCUUUCGAAUGCAGCAAUUGAGCGGCUUUCGUAACCGCAAAAGCAAAUCUGGCGGCUGGAAGACGUGCUUUGGCCUUCGUGGUGAGACCGAUAAACAGAGUCUCGUGUCACCUUUUGGUACUGAACGACAUGGUUUGUUAGGUGGUGAUACGAUUCAAGGUGGUCAACAAGUGAAAGUGAAUUUAAAGCCCAUUGGUAUCAAAGGGAACGUCGGUAGGGUGGAUAGUGACGAUGAUGAAGAGGAAGACGUAUUAGACAUCCCUUCGACUGAGAUUGUGUAG